Molecule: messenger RNA, 1103 nt
Organism: Somion occarium
Lineage: Eukaryota; Fungi; Basidiomycota; Agaricomycetes; Polyporales; Cerrenaceae
Source: the annotation of a GenBank genome assembly
ACGUGGGUAUGCUUGUCGAGAGAGACGUCGAGCCCGGCGCAGCGCACAGCGACGGCCAGUACAGUACUUUGCCCGACAACGACGAUCUUGACAAUGGCUUCCCGCCCCCACGUGCCCUCCGCUUUGUAUAAGUAGGCGCUCACAGCCACCGACGCGUCGAGGCGCGUCAAACACGAUCUUCACCCGCCGAUCAUGUCUGCUCCUCCUCCCGCUUCAAACGCCCUUCCCUCUGUCUUGCUACCCGAACUCCUUGGCUUUGUUCCUCAGUUCUUACUUGAUGAUAUUAUAGAUACCGCCAAUGACUCUGUACGUCAGGCUGUCGAUGCCAUGGAGGUCUUCCUCCGACGCUGGGUAGACAACCGAGCACAGAAAGUCGGAGACGAAUGGGACCCAAGUCAGGACCUUGAGCAGGGUCUUGUUGCGUUUCAAACGCUACUCUACUCACACGUCGACAUUGCCUUUGACUUCUUUGAGGCAUGGAGUCUGCGAAAUAUAUUUGCGAUCCCUCCAGGUCUACCUAUCGUUGCUCCUCAUCAGAGAGGUCUUGAUUUGACAAGAGAGGAAAAUGCGGAGCGAGACCUCAUAACAGAGAUUGAGGACCUCAGGCGAAAGAUACAUGCGCAACGGAAACUGCGUCGACUCUUCGCGCACGCCGUUGCCAAAUCCGCUCUUCAACGCGCUCAUUCGGAACAUCGUCUUCAACGUCUCUCAUUCCUCCAAUCUCCACAGCUCAAAACCCUCGUCUCCCUCCCAACAAAGUUUGAAGCCAUGUAUGAAGCCGUCGCCAACUUACCGCCCCACGAGGACGAGUCACCAAUACAGAAUCAAGUUGAGCCUGGGAAGAGACCAUGGGAGACAAGUAAGACGGGUUAUAUCUCUUGGGCGGUGGAUACGCUUGUACGGAAAGCAAAUGAGAAGGAUGGCCAAACGGGUUCUGCUGUUGGGGCUAUUGUCGCGCAGACAAGCGAAAUCGGGAGGGCCGAGGAUAUCAAGGCGGCCCUAGAGGUGUUGGACAACGACAAGAUGGAUGUGAGCUGACGAGUCUACCACAGAAUUAUCAGACUUGUUUCUUCGUGUACUGUAUUGACAGAGUUGUGUGAAGU